UCAGCGCAGCGUCAGUCAGUGGCCGCGCGUCGCUCGCCUUGCACGCCUCCACACCACGAUGCUCCGAAAAGCUCACUCAUGACUCCAUGGCCGAACGGCUCACACGUGGUGGAGGUCAGCGGUGGUGGACGACACCUAUCCACGCCCGGCCAAGCCAUCAUCACUUGUGUCUACCUCUUCGGUAUCUUCAGCAACAUCUGCUCCUUGGCCCUCAUCAGUCGACGGGAGAUACACAGGAACAGGAGCCACACGCUUAUGUUGCGGUGCCUCGUAUGGAAUGACCUGCUGGCAUUGUUGGGGUCCUGUACGGUGAUGUACAUUCAGUUGUACCUGCCACGCAGGUAUGGUUUCCAGAAAUGCAUCUGUGCCAUGAGAGUCCUGCUGAGGAACUUUGGGCUCUGUUCUGGAUGCGUGGCUGUGGUCAUGGCGGUGGAGCGUUGGUUGGCGCUCACCCGGCCGUUUGUGUAUCAGAAGCACGUGACGUACACCCGCAUCCGGAACGCCAUCUUCACCCUAUGGAUGGUGGUCAUAGUGGUGGUGAGCCUCCCCUUCGUGGGCAUGGGGACCUACUACGACAGCCCAGCCGAUGCUGCUGCUGCCGGAGACAGCGUUCGUUGCACUCGUUAUCGGUUUGCCGUCGGCCAACGGGAUGUGGCCUACGCGUACCUCAUGUUUUCAAUGGGCGUCCUCCUGUGUGCCGUCAUCGUGGCCUGCAACAUGGCCGUCGUUCGGGUCCUCUGCAGACUGGGUCCGGGCCGGCCGGAACGACCUACGAGGACCAUCGUACACAAGGACAGUCGGGAGCUCACCUUCAACGCUACCACGCCUGAUGAGCUUUCUUUUGCCAAGCUCAUGAUAAUCCUCUGUCUUUUCUUCGUGGCUUGCUGGCUGCCACAGAUGCUGACCAUUGUAGUUGCCCAGGUGAAUCCUGCAAUCCGGAAUCACGUGUUCUACUACUUGGCUGACGCUUGUAUGGCACUAAACUUCACCUUGGACCCAGUGCUGUACGUGUUGUCGCGCCGUCAGCACCGCCGUGGCCUGCGACGUCUCUUUAGUUCCUGCUUUCCUUGUUGCUGGAUGCAAGGCCGCGGCUCUGCACGCUCCAUGAGGAUAGAAACAAAGAUUUCCCGAGAAGGCACAUGCCACAGUGAACCCAACCAUACGUCAAAGUCUUCUUUUGGCAUUCCUGUGAUAACUCGCCUAUCUACGCUUCGUCGUACUUUGAGUGCUCCACCCGAUUACAAGUGUACUGCUAUCUAAGCAGUACCCACGAAAAAGGCAACACUGAGACCACAAUCACCUGUUUCUCAUCAUGUCCUUCAUGGCACUCAACACAUGUGACGAUGCGGACUGGCUCCUAUUGCCCCGUCUGUUCUGCACGGGUCUUCAUCGACGUAUCGUUCUUGUAACAUGUGUGUGACAAAUGUAUAUGACAAUGCAUGCAGUGUGGAGGAACCAAUCGCAAGUUCUUGGCAAGAAAACAGGGCAAGUGAUGUGGUCUCCCAACUUCAGGCUGGCACUGCAAACUGUACUGCGAGGAGGUACAUUUCACUGAGAACUAAAGCUUAGCGUGCAGGCCAUAUGAAUGUACAGCAUUAUUACUCGUUUGAAUGUAGUUCAACGUGACUGGGUGGUCACAGAAGAGCGGAAAAAGAAAUGUUGAUUAUUAUUGUCCUCAACAACAACACAAGAGAACGUUGACCAGCAGUGCCCAAAGAUACCAAGAAACAUUGCCUCUUCAUGCAAGGAACAUUACCUCUGCCAUUCUCUGCCAAGAAGCAUACCUCGCAAAUAAAGUAGGCAUUGGAA
Messenger RNA from Ornithodoros turicata, 1809 nucleotides. RefSeq names its product prostaglandin E2 receptor EP3 subtype-like. Gene Ontology annotation, cellular component: plasma membrane. Bases 79 to 1260 code for a protein of 393 amino acids. NCBI's taxonomy places the organism in Eukaryota, Metazoa, Arthropoda, Arachnida, Ixodida, Argasidae. The record is from RefSeq and is a predicted model, not a curated record. Gene Ontology annotation, biological process: positive regulation of cytosolic calcium ion concentration; inflammatory response; adenylate cyclase-activating G protein-coupled receptor signaling pathway. The transcript is spliced from 4 exons. Gene Ontology annotation, molecular function: G protein-coupled receptor activity.